Periophthalmus magnuspinnatus is the source of this 3358-nucleotide messenger RNA. RefSeq names its product frizzled class receptor 3a (gene fzd3a). The coding region runs from base 368 to 2455 and encodes 695 amino acids. NCBI's taxonomy places the organism in Eukaryota, Metazoa, Chordata, Actinopteri, Gobiiformes, Gobiidae. Gene Ontology annotation, cellular component: plasma membrane. The transcript has 10 exons. Gene Ontology annotation, biological process: canonical Wnt signaling pathway; non-canonical Wnt signaling pathway. The record is from RefSeq and is a predicted model, not a curated record. Gene Ontology annotation, molecular function: Wnt-protein binding; Wnt receptor activity.
GAGAGCGGCCGAUCCGCGGGAGGAGGCGAGGGACAUUCACUCAUUGUUAUCAACUCGCACAGCAGCGGAGACCUCCAUACUACACGUGGAUUUCUCUUAAAACAUUCAGGGGCUGGCCAUUGUCUCUGUCAGACGCUCAUCAUUGAUCUGAGCUCUGUGUCAGCGCAGGGUGGAGUAUCUGCAGCCUCUCCCGUGUGAUGGAGUUUUUCUGACAAAGCCAUGGAUGCUGCCAGUUUAAACCAUGGCCACACUAAACCUCACAUUUCAACACAGACUGCUUCUGUGUGAAGUGAAGAGACUACUGGACACUCCUUAAUAUUUCCUCUCAGUAACAAACCAAGAUCUUUAGCUGUACAGGCCAGUCAUCAUGGGUCUCCUUUGGGUGCUGUCCAUCUCCAUGCUGGCAGCCUGUGUGGCCAUUCCAAUGGACGCUGCUGCUGGAAGCCACAGCCUCUUCACCUGUGAACCAAUCACCCUCCGCAUGUGCCAGGGUCUGCCUUACAACGCUACCUUCAUGCCCAAUAUCCUCAACCACUACGACCAGCAUACGGCCGCGCUCGCCAUGGAGCCUUUCCACCCCAUGGUGAACCUGCAGUGCUCCCCUGACCUGCGCAUGCUGCUGUGUGCUCUGUACGCUCCGGUGUGCACUGAGUACGGCCGCAUGACGUUGCCGUGCCGACGCCUCUGUCUGCAGGCCAAGAGCGACUGUUACAAGCUCAUGGACAUGUUCGGAGUCAGCUGGCCCGAGGAGAUGGACUGUAACAGGUUCCCUGACUGUGACGACCCAUACCCCCGUCCCGUCGACCUCCUCUCCAUCUCGGACACCACAGAGUCUCCCGUCUCCGUUCAGAGAGACUAUGGCUUCUGGUGCCCUCGGGAACUGAAGAUCGACCCUGAUCUCGGCUACUCUUUCAUGGGUGUUAAGGACUGCUCCCCUCCCUGUCCCAACAUGUACUUUACCCGACAGGAGCUGACAUUCGCCCGUUACUUCAUCGGCGUGGUGUCCAUCGUGUGCCUGUCAGCCACACUCUUCACGUUCCUCACCUUCCUCAUCGACGUGUCCAGGUUCCGUUACCCAGAGCGACCGAUUAUCUUCUACGCCGUGUGCUACAUGAUGGUGUCGCUGGUCUUCUUCCUGGGCUUUCUGCUGGAGGACAGAGUGGCCUGUAACGCAGCUGUCCCGGGACGCUUCAGGGCUGCUACUGUCACUCAGGGGUCACAUAAUAAGGCGUGCACUCUCCUCUUCAUGGUGCUGUACUUCUUCACGGUGGCGGGUAGCGUGUGGUGGGUCAUUCUCACCAUCACCUGGUUCCUGGCGGCUGUUCCCAAAUGGGGCAGUGAGGCCAUAGAGAAGAAGGCUCUGCUGUUCCAUGCUUGUGCCUGGGGUCUUCCCGGGGUGCUCACGGUCGCCUUGCUUGCCAUGAACAAAAUCGAGGGCGACAGCGUUAGCGGCGUCUGUUUUGUCGGGCUCUACAACCUCACCACUCUGCGCUGGUUCCUGCUUGUACCGCUCGGACUGGAUGUCGUGGUGGGCGUGGCGUUGCUCCUGGCAGGUAUCGCGGCUCUGAACCGGGUGCGUAUGGAGAUCCCUCUGGAGAAGGAGAACCAGGAGAAGCUGGUGAAGUUCAUGAUCCGGAUCGGGGUGUUCUCGGUGCUGUACCUGGUGCCUCUGCUCACCGUCCUGGCCUGUUACUUCUAUGAGAACAGCUACAGGGGUGUCUGGGAAACCACCUGGGUGCAGGAGAAGUGCAAGGACUACCACAUCCCUUGUCCAUACCAGGUGGAGCAGACAAGUCGCCCUGAUCUGGCCCUGUUCCUCAUUAAAUACCUGAUGAUGCUGAUCGUGGGAAUCCCCUCCGUGUUCUGGGUCGGCAGCAAAAAGACCUGCUUUGAGUGGGCCAGCUUCUUCCACGGCAAGAAACGCAAAGAUGCCAUGGUGAAUGAAAGCCGCCAGGUGCUGCAGGAGCCCGACUUCACGGCCCUCCUGCUCCGGGACCCCAACACCCCCAUCGUCAGGAAGUCCAGAGGCACCUCCACCCAGGGUACCUCCACCCACGCCUCCUCCACUCACCUGGCCAUGGACGAGCCCCAUAGCAACAGCACGAGCCGUGCCGGAUCUGUGCGCAGCGGCCGCUCCAAACUGAGCAGUUACCAUGGCAGUCUGCACCGCUCCCGGGACGGCAGGUACACAGCAAGCAGUUUUCGAGCGACAGACGAGCGGCAGCCUUAUGGGAGUCUGCCCCGCCUCCACGACUCUCAGUCCAGACACUUUAGUACUAACAGACUGGACAGCUCGCACCGAUUGGACAACCUGUCACGUCACGGCUCCACCCACAGACUGGAGAGCCAAUCACGGCACAGCAGCAUCCGUGACCUGACCAAUCACACACAGAUGCUCAGUGUCCCGGGAAACGGAAUUCACAGGGUCAUGGAGGAGGACGGGACCACAGCUUGAGAACCUCCAUAGACUAAAUUAAAAAAAAUUCACAUGGACUACUGUAAUGGGGUGCUCUAAGGGCUCACAGAUAUGCCUUAAAAUGCUCCAAAAUGUAAGAAGAUGGGAUAAGAUGGGACAGAUUUGAACUAAACUGCACUGGACUGGACUCAAGUGAGAUAUACUAAAGUUCUUAGUUUUUCAAAACAUGAAUUUUAAUCUGUCCUUGAAAAUAUUAGCCUACAUCCAACCUUAUCAUAUCUUACAAUGGAACAAAAUGCAAUGGCCCUAACUAACCCAAGUAGCCUCAAAACAAGAAGGUUCCUGGUUCAAAACUUGGAUUUGAAUGGGGCAUGCAUGCUCUCCUAGUUGAAUACAUUUUCUGUAGGUGCUCUGGUGUUCCCUAUCAACUUAAAAUAAGUAAUAGAUGACCAAUACCCUGGUGAGGUACUCCUAAAUCUGGAGAAGGAUGGUUCACUGUGGUUAUGUUGACAGGUUGCCCCCUAGUGGGUGUGAUUGAUGGAGAAAAUGGACCAGGAGAACUGCAUUAUUUUAUAUCAAGGUCUAAAAGAGGCCAAAGACUGUAUUUAAUAUUAUUGUCUGUAAUUGCUACUGAUGCCUCUAUGUUCCGACGCAUGAAGAGCAAAUUUUGCCUUUUAACUGGAAAAUCUUUUUAUAAAUCCUUGAGUUUAUCAAAUUUUAAAAAGGGACUAAAGAGUUUUACAGAUUUGAAGCCAUUGUUCGGGCUGCUACAGGGAAAAGCUACGUCCAAACUCCUGCCUUACACUGGAACACACUGUAGUUUAGAGACAAAGUAGUCGUAGCUAGUCCUGUUUGAAAUGUGACCAUGUAAAGCUAUUGUAAAUGAUAGAUUACCUGUGCAUAGAUGUAAAAAUGUGAAAUUUUUGUAAUAAAACUUUUUUU